GUGCGCAUCAGUUCCGACAACAACACAACACAACAGAACUCACUACUCAUUUAAAGAAAUAAAGAAAUAAAACAUAUAGGUCUAACAAUUAUGAACGGAGAAAAAGGGGCUUCAUGCAGAGUAAAGCUAGCAGACCGAGAGUUCGCACUAGGCUACUGCGCGUUUUCUACUGCGGUCACGCUAUCUGUGCUUCAGAUGGCGUGACCGCAGUGCAUUACUGCGACGAGCAGAAUGUGUAAUGUGUACCAACCUGUCUAUGGUACCAAGCAGUUUAGUAGCCUUUUAAAUGGUAGGUUAGCCUAGCGACAAAAUAAAACGUCUAAAAUACAAAUAUCAAGUGACCGGUCGGCUCCAGUCUACAUUUCUUAAGCUUAUCAAGGGAAAUAUGGAUGGGACAACACGGGAUGCGAUUAGUCAAGUUCAGGGUAUCCCAUUUCCAGAGCGGGUGGUGAAGCACUGGGCAAGAGUGGAGCACUUCCAGGCGUCAAAAGAGGAUUUGCUCAUUGCUACAUAUCCUAAAGCAGGAACCACAUGGACACAGGAAGUAGUGGAUGCUAUCCUGAAUGAAGGAAAUAUGGAAAAGUGCAGGCGCGCGCCCACUCAGGUGCGCAUGCCCUUCUUGGAGAUGACAACCUCAGACGGUUUAUAUGCUGGUAUAACUAAGCUGGAGGUUAUGGAUCCGCCUCGUGUUAUCAAGACUCAUCUUCCUAUCCAACUUGUGCCUUGUUCUUUCUGGGAGGCUGGUUGCAAGGUUAUAUAUAUGGCCCGUAAUCCGAAAGACACUGUGGUUUCAUAUUAUCAUUUUGACCGCAUGAAUCUUACCCAGCCAGAGCCCGGCACUUGGCAACAAUAUCUGGAAAAGUUCAUGACCGGGCAAUUGGGUUGGGGAUCCUGGUAUGACCAUGUUAAAGGAUACUGGAGGGAAAGGCAAAACAAGAAAAUCCUUUACACAUUCUUCGAAGACAUGAAAGAGGACCCUGUUCGUGAAGUAACCCACAUUGCUCAAUUCCUCGGAAAGCAGUUAUCAAAAAGUGUGAUAGAUCACAUUGUGCAAAUGACCGCUUUUUCUGCCAUGCGAGAAAACCCCAUGGCAAACUACUCAACUAUCCCAGACACAAUCUUUGAUCGUACCGCCUCAGAGUUCAUGAGAAAAGGUGAGGUUGGUGACUGGAAGAAUCAUUUCAAUGCAGAAGAGGAUGCUGCUUUUGAGGAACAUUACUGCAAAUUAAUGGCUGACUGUCCUAUUCCAAUACGGUUCACAAUAUGAAAGCGCUUUUCACAAUAUAGAUUGCAUCAAAACAGCUUUACAGUCUAUUUCCUAGUCCAGGAAACACAAUUACAAUUUCCUAAAUAAAUUAAUAUAAUUAAUUACAUGUAA
Pimephales promelas (fathead minnow) is the source of this 1378-nucleotide messenger RNA. RefSeq names its product sulfotransferase 1C4. Lineage: Eukaryota; Metazoa; Chordata; Actinopteri; Cypriniformes; Leuciscidae. Gene Ontology annotation, molecular function: sulfotransferase activity. The record is from RefSeq and is a predicted model, not a curated record.